UUGAUGGGAUGGAGCCAGCCAACUCCCCCGAGAUUGUGCCCACAGGUGUCCAUCGCCUUCCAGGACCUGGCCGUGCGGUUCUCUGAGGAGGAGUGGCAGCUCCUCGGGGAGAGGCAGAGGGAGCUCUACAGGGAUGUGAUGCAGGAGAACUACCAGGCGCUGGUCUCCCUGGGGACAGCUGACCUGCUCCCCCUCUCUGCCUUCCUGUCUCCCGCGGAGCCUGGAGGAGCCAUGAGCUGUAGCAAAGCUGGUGAGGAACAGGAGCCUCCUAAGGGAGGUGCCCUAGGAGGAGCACCCCAGCACAGCCUGCACCUCACCGCCCUGGUGCAGCUGGUGAAGGAGAUUCCGGGGUUCCUGUUUGGUGAAAUCGGCCCCGAGAGCGGGAGAGCCGGCCUGGAUGGGGAACAGGCGAACCCCGAAGUGGAACACGGCAAGGAAGGGCCGGAAUGGAGCACUUUACCUGCUGGGCUUAAAUCUCGGCUUCCAGUGUCCUCUCCCUUCCCGACAGCAGCUGUGACGGUGGCAACUUGCCCUCUCCAAGGCCUGCCCAGCUGCCUUCCAGACACGCCUGUCCACCAGCCCAGCAGUAGCUCAUCGUCCAGCAGUUCACCCGGAGCCAGGAGGCAGGAAAGCCCCCUCCCCAUCAAAACUGCAGACACCCAGGGGCCUAUGGAGAAGGAAGGCCCUGGAGCCCCAGGUGGGAAGUGCAGUCCUCUCGCCUGUAGCCCCAGCAGAAGGAAGAGCCACAGAAAACAGCAGAGAGGGACUUCAGGAGCAGGUCCCACAGGAACCUCUCCUGGGAGCAGCCCCUUGCAAGGCCUCAUCAACUGCCUGAAGGAAAUCCUUGUGCCUGGGCCCCAGCACCCUGAGGCAUCCUCGAGCUUACCGCCUCCUGUCCCAGGCCUGGGCAUGUCACGACUAACCCGGGUGGAGCUGAGACCUGGGAGCCCACCCUGGGGAGUGAAAACAGAGGCAGCGUCCGGGGAUUGUCCCCUCCAGGGGCUGCUGAAGUGUCUGAAGGAGAUCCCAAUGGCCCAGGACACACACCCCAGCCCUUCAGGAGCAGGGGAACCACGGCUGCAGGAGGAUCCGGGGGCCUGGAAAAGGAAUUCUGGAGGGCCCAAACCCCUCCAGACUCUUCCUUCCUGCUCCGGUGCUGGCGCUGGCCAUGUGCUCUCUGUGAAGAUGGAGGAUGGCUGGGCCCAGAGCCCCCCAGUGCCUGCAUCCUGUCGGCUCCGCAAGCGGACCCACAGACCGUCUGCCACCAGCAGUCCCAGGGGUGAUGGAGACACCAGUGGGGACCAAGUACUCAGAUGGGGCCCCGCAGCGCAAGCCAGCAGUGCCUCGAGCUCACCUCUGGAAGCCCUGGAGGCCUGUCUGAAGGGCAUUCCCCUGAGUGGGUCGUUACCUCCCCAGCCACCGCCGCCGGCCACCUCUUGGUUCCAGAGCCCCCAUCCAGGAGACCCCGGGUCUCAGAGGCCUGAGCUGAGCCCCCGAGGAUCACACAGUCAAGGACUGACUGUGGGGCCUCUUCCGGCUCUGGGCCUGCAGGGCUUCGUCAGAGAUGGCCCUGCCCUCGCCCCAGGUCCCCACAGCACCCCCACCAGCUUCUCCUCAUCCAGCAGUACUGAUGGGGACCUGGAUUUCCAGAACUCUGAGGGCAGCCAGGGACGUAGGCCUGGAAAAGGAAUUCCAGUCCGUAGCGCCCCACUCCAGGGCCUGGAGAAUUGUCUCAGAGAGAUAUCUGUGCCCAGGUCACAGCCUACCUGGUCCUGGUCCUUGGCAGGGGACAGAGAACCACAGAGAGUGGAGCCCAAGAACUGGAUGGCAGACAAGGAAGGACUGAGGAGAGAGGCGUGUGAACCAGUCCACCUCAGGGGGGACGUGCCCACCAGGAGCCUGCAGCCAGCCAGCCCACAGGCACUCACCUCCAGCAGUGUCCCUGCCUGCUGCCAGCGAGGGCUCAAAGACCACGUGGCCACCAGGCCAGGACCAUGGAGGUGGCUCCAGGACGGGACAGCCAGCACGCCCUCCCCACUUCACUGCCUGGAGAACUCUCUGAAGGGGAUCUUGCCGGGGAGGCCCCUGCGCUUCACAUGCUUGGCCCGCCCUGGCCCUGGCCCCGGCCCCAGCCCCGGCACCGGCACCGUCACUGGCUCCAGCUCCAGCUCCAGCCUCAGCAGCUCAGAAGGGGAAGACCCAAGGCUGGAGCCUGAGCUUUGGCAGCCACUCCUGCAGGAGAGGGACCCUCUUCCCAGCAGCAAGAGUCCUGGCCCUCCGACCCCAAGCCCUGGUGAAGGCCCAAGGAGAACAGAGCCCAGGGACCACUUCGGUCUCAGGACAGGCCACCACGCUUCUCAGUCCAAGCCUGACCCAGUGUGACCAGCAGGAAAAGCAGAGGAGAAGACGGGAGGCAGGUCCCAGGUUCCCCGGACAGAAGUGUGCUUGGAGACCCUGGGCCGGCCUAGCCCCCUGGGCAGCACCCAAGGAGGGGCAGCUGGGAGUAUCUGCCCUGCCCCUCGGCCAGAGAAAAGGCCCGGGCCGGGGCCCUGCCAGCCUCCUGGGUCACCCGCUCAGCCCCUGUCCUGGAAGCUCAGGGUUAGUGAAGAAUCCAGGGGGCUGGUGCCUGGACACAGAGGACCAAGUGUUGCAGCCAGGACCGAAGGGAGGCCACUUACCAGAGGCCUGCCUGAACCGCCCCCCACGGCCACCGUCCCGCCUGCUUUGCCACCUGCCUCCCCACGGCUACCGUGUCCCUGUGGAAGUUCUCUGCAGCAGGAGCUCCACAGCCUCAGCGCCACCCUCUCGGAGAAGCUGGAUCAGCUCGCCUCGGCCCUGGCAGGCCUGUCUCAGGAAGUGGCCACCAUGAGGACCCAAGUGGAUCGGCUAGGGAGGUGCCCUAGGGGCCCUGGACCAAAGGGCCGGGCUUCCUGGCCGUGGGCCCUCCCCCGGGGACCUCCCUGGGCUCAUGGCCCUGCUCGAAGACGCCUGCCCUACUGGAGACAGAAGGGCCCUACCAGGCCAAAACCAAAGAUCCUGCGUGGCCAGACGGAAGGCUGCAGGGCUGGCGAGGCCUCAGGCCUCUCCCUUGGGACGCUCCACCUGGUGCCUCAGCUGCCUCCAGGCGCCCCCCAGGCAGAACCUUCUGGAACCAGCUCCAGCCCUUCCCAGCACCCACCAUCCUCAGCAUGCAGCCGUGCUGUGCUCACUGUGCGUCCCCUGCUUGGACACAUUGGGGGCCCCCAGACUCCCCCUGCCCCUUCAGUGCCUGCUGCCUUCCCCCCGCAGAUGGCCUCUCCUGCCACCAGUGCAGAUGCAGAGCCACCAGCUGCAGCAGCUGCUCCAACUGGGCCCCGAAACUGGCCCAAGGACCCAAACCGCUUAUUGGUGGGAGUCCAGAGAGGCUUUGAGGAGGAACUCUGGGAUGGUGGAGAGCAUAGGGACCUGAGGUGGGAGGCCUCUAACCACCUUCAUCAGCUCCGCCCUGAGGAUGCCCUGCCCCUGGCUGCCUCUCCUAGGGGCCAGUCAGCCCCUGCACAUCGUUCAAACCAAACUUUCCCCAUCUCUGGGCUGUGAAGAGCUAGGCAUCUCUCUUGGCCUGACUGCCCCAGACUCCAGGAUGUGUUUGCUCAGGGGGGGCAUUGCUUGGGAUGCACUCCUCAGCCACGCCUCUGUCCUCCUUGGUUCAGGUUCAUUCAGAUGUUGCUCCCUCCCGUCUUUGCCAUCAUAACUGCCACAACUCAGGCAGAUGGUGGCAUAUGCACCUGUGCACAGCACGUGUGCCCGGGCGCUCCAAGUGGCUGCAGAGAGGCUAGGAGAGCCCUUCUGUCUAACACCUUCCUGCGCUCAGUGCUGGGAAAGCAGUGGCUCUCACUUUCCUGCUAAAUACGCAGAGAUUUCAUUUGGAGAGAAUGCCACUCCUUGGUCUAAGUUAGAUUCUAAAACUACAAAGUUAAUUGCUGAGGGAAAGGCCCUUGGCGCCUACAGAAGGGGGCUAGGUGGGUCCACACCAGGGCGUGGCUGACUGGUUUGUGUCAGUACUGGGACAGGUGAGCUUGGCAGACAAGAAUGCUUGUACCCAGACCAGUCUAGGUGGUCCAUGUCCAAUCAGAACCUACAGGAAGUUCAAAUAUUUUUGUGUGUGGAAAAUAAGUAAUAAAGUGAAUGGUAAGAUGCUUCAUCAUCUGCAAUUACAUUUGUCCCACAGGUCCACUGCCAUACCAGAAACUUUCAGUUCACUGAAAGCCUUCUAGAAUCUACAUUGGUAAAAAAUCUGUGCGCAGUUCAGGAUUUUGGGAGUGUGUUCAACCCUUUCACCUACUUUAUGGGGAAAUGUCACUUUGGUGGGAGAAACUGAGGGGCCUUUUUUAACUCAGGAAUUCCAGAGGUCUGGAGGUGGGGGGCAAAGAAGGCUCUAGCUUGGCCUGUCACCAUCCUGGCAAGUAGCCUGGAGGAUGGCUCCUGGCUGACCUGGGCUUGAACUUCCCUUCAUCCUUGCUCCAUCAGCCAUUUGCCAGCAUGAGUCCACUGUAAGGCAGGAAAGGGAAGGUCCUGUUUCAACCUGUCAGAAUCAGAGUGGGAUCCCCAGGGGCUCCAGGCUAGCCCAGAGUGGUCCAGUGGAAGAGAAGCUGCAAUGGGGGUGGGAGGUUGCCACAGUCUUCUGCCUAUGAUACUCCAUGUCAUUGCUGCCUCCAUAAGGAGCUUGGUUCAUUGGCAGACCAGACUUGAUUCAACUGUGUGUGUCUUUGUGAUUUAGAUGUGGCUUCUGUAAACAGCCUAUAGUUGGAUUUUAUUUUUUAAUCCAGCUUGACAAAAUUUCUGUUCUUUCAUUGGAGCCCUGAAUCCAUUUACAUGUAAUAAAAUUUCUAA
Molecule: messenger RNA, 4869 nt
Organism: Eptesicus fuscus (big brown bat)
Lineage: Eukaryota; Metazoa; Chordata; Mammalia; Chiroptera; Vespertilionidae
Gene: KRABD3
Product: KRAB-A domain containing 1
Biological process (GO): regulation of DNA-templated transcription
Source: RefSeq, a predicted model, not a curated record